This is a messenger RNA of Lampris incognitus (smalleye Pacific opah), 644 nucleotides long. It is a transcript of the gene fbxo2, whose product is annotated as F-box protein 2. The transcript has 6 exons. Bases 102 to 632 code for a protein of 176 amino acids. Gene Ontology annotation, biological process: glycoprotein catabolic process; SCF-dependent proteasomal ubiquitin-dependent protein catabolic process. Lineage: Eukaryota; Metazoa; Chordata; Actinopteri; Lampriformes; Lampridae. The record is from RefSeq and is a predicted model, not a curated record. Gene Ontology annotation, molecular function: ubiquitin protein ligase activity. Gene Ontology annotation, cellular component: SCF ubiquitin ligase complex; cytoplasm.
GCUCAAGUGUCAGACAGAGCAGUGCUGGAGAGGCAGUGAGAGACUGACGAUAGACUGGUCUUGUGUCUCCUGGUACUAUCCUCACAUUAUAAGAUACAGCCAUGGCCAGAAACCUACUGAAUAAUCCCAGUGGGGAGGAGCAGUUUGAGUACUGGGAGCUGACAGAGAACGGUGGGAACCAGUGGCAGGUGGAAGACUUACCAGGAGACUGUGGCUAUGACUUCUGUAAUGACGGAGUGACGAAGUACUUCACCACUUCCUUUGAGAUGUGUCUCAAGAGGCAAGUGAUUGAUUUAUUGGCAGAGGGUUAUUCUCCUGAAGAGUUGGAUGCCCAGCCCACCGUCAAUGUGGAGGACUGGUACUGUGGGAGGACAGACUGUGGCUGCAUCUACCAGAUGACCGUCUGUCUGUUGGAUGAGAAUCAGGAGGUGCUUCAGGAGUUCAAACUGGACCCAGUCACUCUUGACCCUGACUGUGAUGACUGCUCAUGGAAACAGGUGAGCCACGUGUUCUCAGAGUACGGCCCUGGGCUACGAUUCAUCUUCUUUGAACACGGAGGAAAAGACACCAAGUACUGGAACGGAUGGUUUGGAGUCCGAGUUACUGGGAGCUCUGUUACUAUAGGGGUCUGAGGCAGAGAUGGG